AUGUACUCCAUGGAGCGCAAGAUGCUCUCGUACCUGUCCUCGGUGGGGUACUACUCGGCGCAGAUUCCCCGGCUCGAGGAAGACCGCCGGCGGCCCUUCUACUUCCCCCCGGUGGCCGGGGUCAAUGUGUCCAACAUCUACGACACCGGCGGGUCCUACAUCCCGGAGAUGUCGGACGAGGACACCGACAACGAGUACGAGUACUACCUGAGCAGCGACAGCGAGGCCGGCGAGGACGACCCGGAGGACAGCGAGCCGCGCGUGCUCGACACCCCGGAGGCCCGGGCCGUUCGCGAGGCCGAGCUUCGCCAGCGCCUGCGCGACCGCGAAUACAACCUCCCCGUGUGGGAGGGCGGCAAGACCCAGGACCAGCUGGUGGAUCUGGCGGCGCUGGACUCGCUGACCCUGCGGAUGUUGAAUCUGACCUCCAGCCGGGGGCGGAAAUCACGCCGCCUGGCCCCGUCCAACCCCAUCCCCGUGAGUGUCCGGUGA
This is a messenger RNA of Fonticula alba, 492 nucleotides long. RefSeq lists its product as hypothetical. The coding region runs from base 1 to 492 and encodes 163 amino acids. NCBI's taxonomy places the organism in Eukaryota, Rotosphaerida, Fonticulaceae. The record is from RefSeq and is a predicted model, not a curated record. The transcript has a single exon.